This is a messenger RNA of Saprolegnia parasitica CBS 223.65, 3167 nucleotides long. RefSeq lists its product as hypothetical. Bases 786 to 3167 code for a protein of 793 amino acids. Lineage: Eukaryota; Oomycota; Saprolegniomycetes; Saprolegniales; Saprolegniaceae. The transcript has 6 exons. Gene Ontology annotation, molecular function: protein binding. Gene Ontology annotation, cellular component: nucleus; cytoplasm. Gene Ontology annotation, biological process: signal transduction. The record is from RefSeq and is a predicted model, not a curated record.
GCAAGCAUAGCCAGCACAUCGCCGACGACCUCGCCAACUCCGGCCGUCGACGCUGCCUCCUCGCUGCCGACCCUGCAGUUCUCGCCGGACCAUAAGAUCAUCAUGCUCGAGGACGACGAGGCCAUGGUGGGCCAUGGGCCGAAUCGCGGCAGCACCGUGUACCACCCCGAGACCGCGCUCGAUGUGACCGCGCUGCGUGCGAACCGGCGGCCUAGCCACCGCACGUCGAUCGUCGAGAUGACCGAGCGCAUUCCACGCUUCGUGCUCGGCUUCGCCUACACGCGCAACUCGUUCUUCGCCAAGAAGCUGUUGCUCUUUGGCCUCAGCAUCCUCGCGAUCGACGUGCUCGCGAUCGUGUACUACUACCAAACGAUCGACAAGAACUUUGGCGUCACGACCAAGAGCGCGGGCUGCAACGACUGGGUCGAGUUUGCCUUCCUCGUCUACAGCACGGCGCCGUUCAUCCUGCUCCUCUUCCUGCCAGCGACCGGCAUCCGCGCCUUUGAGCUCUUUGCGCGCAAGAACCGGUCGCAUUUCGAGCCGUCGGCGAAAGUCAAGUUCAAGGUCACGCGCACGUGGUACCUCCAGUUUUGCGAGGUCAUUGCCGUGCUGCUUCUACUCUACAGUCUCUAUCUCUUCCUCGUCGCCCUCGACAUGCUGCUUGGCGACGAGACGUUCGAGUGCAACGUGCCUGCGCCGCUGCUCUACUCGUGCAUCGCGUUUCUGAUUUUUUCUCGAUCCCCGCGUACAUUGCCGUCUUCACCCGCUUCCGCGAGCACAUCAAGAUGCAGCUCGGCGCGUACAAGGAGUCGAGUCAGACGGGCGACGUGCGAUCCCACUUGGCGACAGCCAAGAGCGCCAAAGGCCGGCUUCGCAAGGCGCUCUACAAGGCCGCCGAGCACUGCAACCUCGACGCCCUCGAAGACGCGCUGCACGAAGCUCGCUCGCUUCUCGGCUCCAAUUUUGCGCAGCGCAUGUACGCGUCCACGAAGCUCCAUUUUGGCUUCUGGUCCAUGUCCAAGAAGAACCCGGUGCACGUGGCGGCCGGCCUCGGCGACAAUACUGCGCUCGCCGCGCUCAGCAACGCCGGGUUCGACCUCAACGCGCUCGACAAGGUCGCCCGUGUCCGCUUCAGUACGUCGGACCUCUUUUGGUUUUUCGCGCGCUUCAUUGUGUCGCGGCCGUGGGUGGCCACGGACGGGGACCGCCACAGCAAGGCGACACUUAUGUCGCCGCUGCACUGCGCCGUCGCCACGUCCCAAGUCGAGACCGUUCGGUGGCUCGUCGAGGUCAAGAAGGUGGACGUCAACAUCAUGUCGCAGUCGCCGUUCCGGGCCGACCGCCUUCCACCCCUCUUCCUCGCCGAGCACCCGAAAAUCGUCGAGAUUCUGCUCUCGGCGGGCGCCAACCAUCUUGCGGUGCCCGAUCCGGGAUAUGUCAACUGCAUCACCGCCCUCGAGCUCGCGUACCUCCGGGAGAACUACGCGGUCUGCGCCGUGCUGGAAGACUGGGGCAGCGACGUCGCGCUCACACCCAUGCACUCGGCGGCCGCGACCGGCAACAUGACCAAGUUGCAGCAGUUUCUCAAGAUGCAAGUAGACCCGAACUGCUUGGGCGAACACGGCUACAUUGGCGUGAAAUGCCGCACGCCGCUGCACUGGGCAGCGAUCAACGGCCAGUGGUCGUGCGCGUCGCUGCUGCUCGCGGGCGGCGCCGACCCGGACUUCCAAGACGACCUCGGCCGCUCGCCGUUGCACUGGGCCGUGCGCAACAACAAGCUCGACGUGGUCCGCAUCCUCGUCGACCACCAUUGCAACGUCAACCUCCUCGACAAGAAGGGCAUGACACCGAUCAUCUGCGCCGCGUUUGCCGAGCGCGUGGACCCCGAGUUGCUCAAGUUGCUCGUGGCCAAGGGCGCCAACAUCAACUACCAAAUGAAGUCGAACGGCGACUCGGCACUGCACCUCGCCAUCAAGCACGAGAAGCAAGAAACCGCUAUUUCACUCGUGAGCUGCGGCGCCAACAUCAUGUGCACCAACAAUGCGAGUUUCCGAGCGAUCGACAUUGCCACCUCGACCGCGCUGCAAUUCGCCAUCAAGUCGGCGGCCGGGCACCGCGAUGUGAUGAUCAGCUACACGCAUUCGCACGCCGAGUUUGCGCUCAAACUGCGCAAGUCGCUCGAGGCGAGCAACAUCACCGCGUGGCUCGACACGAUGGACCCGAGUGGCAUUGGCGGCGGGUCGGUCUGGCGCGAAGAGAUUGCAAAGGGCAUAGCGAACGCGACGCUUCUCGUCGCGAUUCUCACGGACGACUACACCAAGUCGGAGUGGUGCUUGAAGGAGCUCGCGUGCGCCAAGCAAGUGGGCACGCCGGUGUUGCCCAUCUCGACCGAGCACGUGCGCUUGAACGAAGAGCUGCAAGUGUACCUCUACACGCGGCAGAUUGUGCCGUUUGAGCCUGCGAUCACGGCCAUCAACAAGAAGAACCCGCGCAGCAUCACGUACGCGUACAACGACGACGCGUACAACACGCAGUUCCGUCUCCUCCUCGACGGAAUUCGCGACGAAGUCGAGAAGAAGCGCAAGCAAGUGGCGCUGCGGCCCAUGGAGACGAUGAGCCCGACGAACGGCGGCGCGUUCGAGAACCACAGCCUUGCGUUUGGCUUGAGCAGCCCGAGCAGCACGAGCCCGAGCACGUUUCAGGACACCAAGUUCGUGUUCAUCGCCCACGGCGACUGCCACCGCAACUUUGUCAAGCGCCUGUACCACGAGCUCACGACGACGCAAGGCGUGGCUGCCUACCUCGACCUCAAGACCAAGAACGACAUGGCGGCGCGGGUGCAUGCGGCGAAAGAAGCGAUGCUGCGCUGCGCGUGCGUCAUCGUCGUGCUCUCGAGCAAGAGUGCCAAGAACGAGAUGCUUAACGACCAGCUCGCCUUCGCCGAAGACAAGGGCAAGCCGAUCUUCCCGGUCGUGCUGCACACGGAGUUUACGGCCCUGCCGCCCAACCAAAUGUACUCGCUCUCGCGCGCGCCGAUGCACCAUUUUGCGCUGGACCUCGGGUUCACAACGUCGUUCGACCAGCUUUUGCACGACCUCCGCCCCCACGUUGCAGCCGAACGCCCAAGUCUCGUGGCCGACGACGACGAUGAUUAUGGCAUUGUGUAA